UUUAAUUAUAUUUUUUGCAAAGAUGGUUCUUAAUAUAUGUAGAAAGUAAAAUUAUAGUAAAAUCGUGUCGUCUGUGUGUGAGGUAUAAUUCAAAGGUCUGUGAUUUGAACUUAACCUCUACAUUUUGAUAAUAUUUUGGUUAAGAUGACCGUUCACAAUAUUUAUAUUUUUGAUAGAAACGGAACGUUAUUAUAUUAUCACGAAUGGAACAGGCUGAAACAAUCGGGAAUGACUAGAGAGGAGGAAGCUAAAUUGGUUUACGGCAUGCUUUUUUCUAUUAAAUCCUUCGUAAACAAAAUGUCUCCGAUCGAUCCAAAAGAAGGUUUCCUCUACUACAAAACGUCUAAAUACACUUUGAAUUAUUUUGAGACUCCAUCGGGUGUCAAAUUUGUGUUAAACACGGAUAAUCAUUCACAAGGCAUCAGAGACUUGUUGCAGCAAAUUUAUAGCCAGUUUUUUGUGGAAUAUAUUGUAAAAAACCCUCUAUGCAAAUUAAGUGAACCAAUCCAAUCAGAACUUUUCAAAACCAAGUUAGAUGCGUACAUCAAACAAUCUUCAGUAUAUUUAACAAAAUCAAUGUAGGUGUUAUGUAUAUAUAGAUAAUGUAAUGUUUUAUUUAUGCUUUAUGUACUGUGGUAUUUUCAAUUUCUUUAUUAAAAUAAAAAAAGGAAAUUCCUUUGUCACAUUUC
Messenger RNA from Cylas formicarius (sweet potato weevil), 689 nucleotides. It is a transcript of the gene Bet5, whose product is annotated as trafficking protein particle complex subunit 1. Gene Ontology annotation, biological process: endoplasmic reticulum to Golgi vesicle-mediated transport. NCBI's taxonomy places the organism in Eukaryota, Metazoa, Arthropoda, Insecta, Coleoptera, Brentidae. The record is from RefSeq and is a predicted model, not a curated record. The transcript has 3 exons. The coding region runs from base 145 to 582 and encodes 145 amino acids. Gene Ontology annotation, cellular component: TRAPP complex.